Molecule: messenger RNA, 957 nt
Organism: Aspergillus alliaceus
Lineage: Eukaryota; Fungi; Ascomycota; Eurotiomycetes; Eurotiales; Aspergillaceae
Exons: 2
Coding region: 1-957 (318 amino acids)
Source: RefSeq, a predicted model, not a curated record
AUGGAUGACUCACCUCCAACACCACCGCUAGUACCGGAGAACAGACCUGAAGUAGGCGAUUGGGUAAUAGAUAUCAUUCGCACGUUUACCAAAGACAAAGGCAAUGAUGUGAUGGAUAAGCUGUUCUUGACAGAUGAACCUAAUUUUGAGGACGUCCAUAAUUUCUUUCGUGAAGUUAAUGACAAUAUCCGUGCUGCCAAUAUGGUUCACGGAACCGAAGACGUUCGUGCCGGCGAGAUUCUAGCACACACAUAUGAGGCAAUGUACCAAUCCUGGAAAAUGGAACUUGCGAAACCUGAGGUUGAAAAUAACCCUAGCGAAGCAUGGAGAGCAUACGACAAAGAGUACCAAGCGUUGGACUACUUCAACCGGGAGUAUAAUCUACCGCUAAGGUGGAAUAUAUCCACAUCCGCUGCAGAGCAGGUUUUCGGGCCACGGCCUUCGUUGGAAGUUCCUGUAACUCCGAUCCCUCAAGGAGAAAGUUCGGAUCUCGAGAGUAGUGGAGAUGAAGGCUCAGAGACUGGGAGCGAGGAUGAAGACCAAAGCGAUGACGACUAUACGCCCUCAGCAAUUGAUCUGCUGGAGGCAAGGGCUCGGAAAGAGGAACGUUCUCUGACUGGUGCGAAGGUCUUGUUCUGGUGGUCGAAGGGGACAGGAACUCAAAUCUUCAUCAGAUAUACUGGAUCCCACGAAUACUACGACAAGAAGCGGGUGACAUGUGUUUUAUCCAGUCGAAACCGAGGCUAUACGAAAAAGCCGGAGGUUAUUGACGGCAUCCUAGGCAAGACCUGGAAGUAUGGCCGAAGGGACAUCUUCAACAUACUCGGUGUGGGCUGGAAAAUCAAGGACGAUGACGACAAAAACGGCAUAGACCCUCUGGAACUUAAGGUUCCAGAAGCUGGUGCGAUCUAUCCAGAAGGCCAAGGAGCUGGAGGAGGCAUACAGAGAAGACAAUAG